AUGAAGUGUUUGGUGGUGCAAUCAUUUGUUUUCCUGGUCAUACUGGCCACCCUUGUGGAUUACUCAUGGGGUCAUGGUAUGAUGCUGAAUCCACCUGGCAGAUCAUCACGCUGGCGUUUUGAUUCAACAGCUCCGAUUAAUUACAAUGAUAAUGCCAAUUAUUGUGGUGGAUUUGGGGUUCAUUAUUAUACAAAUGGCGGCAAAUGUGGCUUGUGUGGUGAUAACUAUGCGGAUCCUGUGCCGCGAGACAAUGAACUGGGCGGCAAAUAUGGUGGUAGUGGUGUCAUUGUCAAAUCAUUUGUGGAUACCUACACCGCUGUCAUUGGUUUCAAAAUCACGGCCAAUCAUAUGGGUCAUAUUACCUAUCAUCUGUGCAAUUUGGAUGAAUUCGGCAAGGAAUCGGAAGAAUGUUUUGCCAAAUAUCCGUUGAAAUUUGCUGAUGGCAGUGAUAAAUUUUAUAUUGGCCAAACACUGGGUGAUAUUGAAACGACUGUGGUAUUGCCACCGGGCCUUAGUUGCAAACAUUGUGUUCUGAGGUGGACCUACACGGCCGGUAAUAAUUGGGGUACUUGUGAAGAUGGAACGGGUGCCAUUGGCUGUGGCAACCAAGAGACAUUCAAAUCAUGUGCCGAUGUUAGUAUUGUGGCUGCGGGUGCAAAAGAGGCAAUUGCUGAGUUUGAUAUUUUAUAUGAUGUCGUUCCAGAUGUAUAA
This is a messenger RNA of Musca vetustissima, 711 nucleotides long. RefSeq lists its product as uncharacterized. Lineage: Eukaryota; Metazoa; Arthropoda; Insecta; Diptera; Muscidae. The transcript has 2 exons. The record is from RefSeq and is a predicted model, not a curated record. The coding region runs from base 1 to 711 and encodes 236 amino acids.